AGGAGGCAUGAUCAAACGGUUAAUCUCAAAGUUAGGCUAUAUAAAAACGUUAGUUUAAAAACAGCAACUGCAUUCUCAGCCUACACACGUUCAAUGUUAUGCACUUCAAGCAAAGCACGCGGUUUAUCUGAACGGGCGCUGACAUUUAGGUUCCAGUCAGAGCAUUCAAGGUAAACUGAUCAGUCCGAGUAGUGUGAACUCGCUUCUUCUCUCCUCCGUUCCUUCCUUCCAUCCUUUCCUUUCCUUUACUGCGCUUAUCAGUUUGCCUUCACUGCUCUGGCAUAUUAUUAAACAUGACUCACCAAACAUAAAUUAAAUAUGACAAGCCUACUACAUUUUAGAGAUCAUAAAACUCUCAACUACAAAUGCAGGGUUUUUGUAGUUAAACUUUGUGCAGCUGUAAAAAAGGUAAAACAAAAAGUAGAAGAUAAAUAUUUUUCUCAGACAGACAAGUUAGUUUGGUUUUAAAAAUCGAAUUGCCGGCAAUAAUGAUACAAAAUAACAUCUGUUAAAGACAGUUAGCUUUAGAUCAUAAAAAUAAUGACCGAUAAAUGAUUCUGAAUGUUCAGCCUCCUUGUCCUCUGCAACAUGACAUUAGCCCACAGUUGUCAUAUGAGACAUGUGGUUUUCCUGUGAACAAGCUCCACAUCUGCUUUUCUAUUGAAACAUUUAUUCUUUGUCCCAGUCACUGCCACCAUCUUCUGUGAAGUCAGACUAACAGUAUGUAUGUAGCUGUCUAAAUAAUGACCUUGUUCAUCCCUGAUAUGGCUGGUCGCCUGUUUUUGCUCAUCCUCCUUUUCGAUACCUUCCAGUACAUCAAAGCCAAAGAUCUUCCUCGGCCCAGUCUAACAGUGAUUCCUGCAGUCAUCAAAGAGAGAGACUCAGUUCAGCUGAACUGUCAGACUCCUUCAUCUGUCUCUGAGUGUUACUUCAAAAUGGAAGGGCAAGUGGAAUUCACCCUACCAUCACCCUGUCAACAGACUCUCACAGGAACACUACUGGUGAGGUGGACAGGUCAGAGUUCACCAGCUGAGGUCAAAAUACAAUGUCAGUACAGUGCUACAGGUUCACAGUUUAGAUCCAUGUUCAGUGAGCCUUCAACAGUCACAAUUCAGGACCUUCCUCAGCUGACAGUGAGUUCUACAGUCAUCAGAGAGACAGAAUCAGUUCAGCUGAGUUGUGAGACUCCUCCAUCUCUCCCUGUGUCUCACUGUUACUUCUACAUAGAGGGGAGGAAGAAUCUUCCAGACUCAUUGUGUACGCAGACAAUAACAGGAACUCAGCUGCUGAAGAGGGCAGAUCAAACAUUUCCAGUUGUGGUCAAAGUGAAGUGUUACUAUGCUGUAUGGAAGUCUCACACAUCUCCGUUUAGUAACUCUGUCUCAGUCACUGUUCAGGACCCACCUCCUCCCAGGCUGACAGUCAGUUCUACAGUCAUCAGUGAGAGAACUCAGUUCAGCUGAGCUGUGACUCUCCUCCAUCUGUCUCUGUGUCUCAGUGUUACUUCUACACAGAGGGGAGAGAUCCUAAACCCUCACCCUGUACGAAGUCACUCACGGGGACU
Messenger RNA from Salmo salar (Atlantic salmon), 1564 nucleotides. The record is from RefSeq and is a predicted model, not a curated record. NCBI's taxonomy places the organism in Eukaryota, Metazoa, Chordata, Actinopteri, Salmoniformes, Salmonidae.